CUCGUGUCUCCUUCAUUCACCAUCGAGACACCGCAACAGACGACGACAAUUUCAUCAUCUGCAUACGACUAGACUCCCGCAUCUAUUCAACCAGCAAAAAUGAUGAAACUCUUCCUUAUCCUCGGCCUUGCCGCCCUCGGCGCGCUUGCACAAGACGUCAAAGAAGUUGGAUUCACACUGGAGGGGAAAGACUACAGGGAAACAGUGGUUGAUGGGGUCGAUACCAAGUUUGUGGUCGUUCCCAAGCAAGGCGCUGCCGAUCACACUAUCAUCAUGCACGACUUCGAAGCGAGGCUGACGGUUUUUAAAGACUUCACCUCCGACCGCUGUAUCAUCAUGCCCUUGAACAGAGAGGUCACCAUGGCCCGAGGUAUCAUCUUCAAGGACCACACAACCACAGAUGAGAACGUUCCAUCUGAAAAUAGCAUCAUGUUGGACGUGGAUGAGGAGAGCAUAGAAGACAUCGAGGCUGAAGCUGGCGAGAAGAUAGCCAAGUUCUGCCGAGAACUUCCUUCGUUCAGGGCCGGGGUCUUCGAGGGGGAGAGCACGCCCAGCCCAAGUUUGGCCCCGAAGCGGGUCAGGCGCGGCUGGUUGAAGAAGACGUGGAAGAAAGUGAAGAAACACGUGAAGCCGGUCGCAAGGGUCAUUGUUACUCGCGCCAUCGUGGGAGCCGUGCUUGGCCGCUAACUACGUAACGUGCUUCUACAACUACAUAAUAGACCACAUUAAAAAGAACAGUUUCUGGUCGUCCUUUUUUUCAGAAAAUCUUGAGGUGGUCGAUGGUCGGUCUUCACUCUCAAAUGUUUUUAGUAAAAAUAAUUAAGCCUGUAGUUUCUAUUGCACCACCUGUGAAAUUGGUAAAAAUGCUUGUGAAGCUAACCAUUAAUUAGUUGUUCUAGCAAAAAAAAGGAGUAUUUCGAUAGUUAAAACACGUUAUUUCACAGUCAGUGUAAUAGGAACUACCAGUGAGAAUAGUAGAAAAAAUGCAUAAAAUAGUUAUUUUUCCACAUUACUUCACGAGUGUAUCAACAUAUUGGCAUUAUUGUGUUUACAUAUAAUCAAAAUUCACUUGGUCUCGUUUGGCCGAUCUUAGACCAGUUUUGAAUCUACACGUAAAUUCAAGCUAAACAUGCGCAUGGUCAUUUAAUGCAGUUCGACAUGUUCUUCGAUUGCGAUAGAUAAUUGGUUGGUGCCACCGAGCUGUCCGAUUGUCAUGACGUUAUUUUCCGGCUUGGCCGUAUCAAAUUUUUAGGGAACAAUCUAAGGUCUAAGGUCGGUGAAACGAGAGUACAUGUAUAUUGAUCACAACAAUGAGUUUCUUUUCUGUGAUGCAGACGUUUUCCGAAGCUCAUUGUAAAUAUGUAUAUAUAGAGUUAUAACAUUUUCAGUAGAGGACAUUAUUUUGUUACACCCGAUGUACUGAUGAAUGAAAUAUGCAGUGCACAUUGUGAGUUUGGUCUUACAUUUUUAAUUUUUUAGCAUGAAAAAGUUAUCAAUUAAAAAUGCAUUGACUUUUUGGCGUUAACUAUUAACAGUAUCCAUAUCGUAGUGUAUUCCAAAUGUUACCAACUAGAGGUACAUUUUUUUAUAGAUAUUUUGACGAAAUGGGUUUUUAAGCCCUUGAGGUCUUUUUGGACCAUCCGAUAUGUACAUACAUACGCUGCUCUAUCACUACCAUUGUACAUGUACUUGAUGUUGUAUUGGCUCACGUCCAUGUCCAUGUAAAAUGAUAAUAAGAAUUAAUAGAAUAAAUAAAAUGUGUUUAUGAUACUAAA
Lineus longissimus is the source of this 1775-nucleotide messenger RNA. RefSeq lists its product as uncharacterized. Bases 100 to 687 code for a protein of 195 amino acids. The record is from RefSeq and is a predicted model, not a curated record. Lineage: Eukaryota; Metazoa; Nemertea; Pilidiophora; Heteronemertea; Lineidae. The transcript has 4 exons.